This is a messenger RNA of Megalops cyprinoides (Indo-Pacific tarpon), 2811 nucleotides long. Its product is annotated as phosphomannomutase 1-like. The record is from RefSeq and is a predicted model, not a curated record. Gene Ontology annotation, cellular component: cytosol. Gene Ontology annotation, molecular function: phosphomannomutase activity. The transcript has 8 exons. NCBI's taxonomy places the organism in Eukaryota, Metazoa, Chordata, Actinopteri, Elopiformes, Megalopidae. Bases 345 to 1130 code for a protein of 261 amino acids. Gene Ontology annotation, biological process: GDP-mannose biosynthetic process; protein N-linked glycosylation; mannose metabolic process.
AUGCAAUGAGGCGUUCAAUGACCACGAUUUUUGUCAGUAUCGCGGAGUGGCGAGGACGCAGGGAUCUUGAAAAUGCCGAAUUAGUGACAAAGUGGCUUUGAUUUUGUUAUGACAUUUAUCUACCAGAACUGCCUUCCAGACGAGGACGUCACAUACUCCAGCCACUGAUUUAGUUCAUUGAUUUAGUUUUCGAAGUAUUACCUGUGUUUAAGUUAUUUUUUAAUGAUAUUGCCAUAGCCUACAGAGUUUGUUGUCGUUUUCUGUGCUAUAUAGCCUCUUAUUUGCUGAUUCAGCUUGGCAUUGCUGAAGUGAUUACGUUUCCAGCUGGUUUUUCCUCAGUGGAAAUGGAUGAAAGUGGUUGUCUUCCCACGAACAGAAACGAACUGUGUUUAUUUGAUGUGGACGGCACACUAACUCCUCCCAGAGAGAAGAUCGACCCACAGCUGGACUCGUUUCUGCAGUCCCUGCGCAAGAAGGUGAAGAUCGGAGUGGUGGGGGGCUCCGACUAUUCCAAGAUUGCAGAACAGCUGGGCGAGGGUGAUGAAGUCAUUCACAAGUUUGACUAUGUGUUUGCGGAGAAUGGCACGGUCCAGUACAAGGACGGGAAACUCAUCUCCAAACAGGCCAUUCAGAAUCAGCUGGGGGAGGAGUUACUACAGGACCUUAUCAACUUCUGCCUCAGGUACAUGGGCCUCAUCAAACUGCCCAAAAAGAGGGGCACGUUUAUUGAAUUCCGUAACGGCACGCUCAACAUCUCCCCCAUUGGCCGCAGCUGUACGCACGAGGAGCGAAUCGAAUUCUCCGAAAUCGACAAGAGGGAGAAGAUCCGGGAGAAGUUUGUGGAGGCCCUGCGCCAGGAGUUUGCAGGGAAGGGUCUCUGUUUCACCCGAGGCGGUCUAAUCAGUUUUGACGUGUUUCCCGAAGGAUGGGACAAGAGGCUGUGUCUGGACGUGCUGGAGGAAGAGGGACUGAGCAGAAUCUACUUUUUUGGCAACGAGACGUCGUAUGGAGGAAAUGACUACGAGAUCUUCAAUGACCCUCGGACCAUCGGCUUCACAGUGUACUCUCCCGAAGAUACGGCCAGACUCUGCAGAGAACUUUUCUUCAGUGCUCCUCCUAACGAGUGUUGAUGUCACACAUGGCACCCACACUCCACACACCCCUCAUGCUCCCCCUGGUGUUCAGGACGGUAAUUGCACAGAGCAGUGUGCAAGGGGGUGGGACCUACACCAAUCAUGUAUAUAUAAGUAAAAUCACUACUGAUUUACUAUUUUAGUGUUAAUUAUAAUUUUACUAAUAAUAGUAAUUAGCGUUGGAAUUUUAAAGGGAGCAACAGUGAUUUGCAUCUGUUGACCUGGACAUGAAAAAAAAAAAACACUCGUUAUUGCCAUGGACAAAAUGGCAGCAUCUGUUAUUUACCAGCAGAUCCAGAGAACCUUCUUUAAAGGGAUACCUUUAUCAAUGUGGAGGUUUGUUUUUGGGUUUUUUCUUUCUAAUGGUUUUACUACAGUUUAAAAAUUACCUACAAUUUCAUAUGAAAAACUGUUAUGUAGCGAUAUUAAUUUUGUAGGGUGAUUUUUUUAAAAUAUAAUUUGGCACUGCUAAAUGCCCUGCAUGUGCACCUUUCUGGUUAUUCUGUGGAAAUGACCAUAGUGUGCUGUAAGCAAGCCCUUCUUGUGAGUGUUUUGUAAGUUGUAUAUUUACGUGAGUACCCUGUAUUGUUUUGCACUCCAGUUGUCAAAUGAAUCUGACAAACUGUUGUAGAUGGCCAAAGUUUACAUUUUGAUUGUAGUGAGCCAACAACUUGUACUUUAAUACUGAACAAUGAUUUGAAUUGUGAAAAACAAUGAGCAGGCAUUGAUCGAGAACUGUCUGCAUGUAAUGGUGCUUUUGCUUUAAACGUGAUGUAUAAGGUUAUGGUACUAGAAUGGUAAUGUAUGUCCUUGACUCAUUCUGUUGGAAUCAUUCCACUCCAUUUCAAGCUUUCACAUUCAUAAUUGCACACUAAUAUAACAGCCUGCUUGGAUGUGACAUCUGAAAUCUGUUAAGAGACAGACAGUGUUUUCUAUAAGCUUAAUCAGUGAAGAUUACAUCAAGGUAUUGGAAGAAAACCAGUCACUAAGUGACAAGUUUCCAUCCUUGUUGAAAGUGAUGUUGGUUUUUCAAAUGCUUAAGUAUUAAAUCCAUCUUGCACUUUGGAAGACUUGGACAGUCCUGCGUUCACAGUCCCUGGAGUUUUGGAGAUGUCUUUCCACCAGCGUCGGACUGAUAUUUUAAUCAACGGGUGAUUCAGGUUCCUGCCCAGUAAGUGUAAUUAAGACCUGAAUUUAAAUGAAAACCAGUAACCAACUGAUCCCCAGUGGAUACCACCUUGCUCCUGCUUUCCUGUCUUUAGAUCAAAGUUUCCCUAGUCCUGGUAUUGAAGGAUUCUGGUCUGGCAGGAUUGAUUUCCUGCUCUUUUAAAUGACCGACACUCUCAGAACAGAGAGGACUGGUCCCAUGGUUUUGAAAAAUGCAAUGAUUGGCUAAAUCAAGUGCUGAAACGGUGUGAUUAUGAAAGAAUGGACUGUGACACUCCAGGAAUACAGUUGGACACUGGUCAGGAAUGGACACUCCUUGUGUAGAGUGAGGCCCUCGAUUCACCGUAAAAAUCAACACUCCCCUUGCCCUAAACAGCUCUAUGAAGAGAAUGCCCAGGAACCAAUCAGUAUAAUAAAUAAAAUGUUUAAAUCAAGUCAUGCAGUAAAUGUUCAUUGUUGAACAUGAGGUCUGUGACAAAUGUGUUUGUUUUUUUAAAUAAAAUGAUGUGUA